Molecule: messenger RNA, 8806 nt
Organism: Austrofundulus limnaeus
Lineage: Eukaryota; Metazoa; Chordata; Actinopteri; Cyprinodontiformes; Rivulidae
Gene: flnba
Product: filamin B a
Exons: 48
Coding region: 138-7976 (2612 amino acids)
Biological process (GO): actin cytoskeleton organization
Molecular function (GO): actin filament binding
Source: RefSeq, a predicted model, not a curated record
AAUCCAAGUUGCGGCCAGCUCCGAGGAAACACUGUGGGGAGACGAAGCACCGUCAGCGGCACAACUUUCCGACCCGUUCCAGCCUCAGUCGGAACACGAAGCGGUACCGAAACCCCCACCGGGAGGAGCAGAACAAGAUGCCGGUCACAGAGAAGGACCUGGCGGAGGACGCUCCGUGGAAGAAGAUCCAGCAGAACACCUUCACGCGCUGGAUAAACGAGCACCUGAAGUGCGUCAACAAGCGGAUCGUGGACCUGCAGCUGGACCUGGGCGACGGCCUGCGCCUCAUCGCCCUGCUGGAGGUCCUGAGCCAGAAGAAGAUGUACAGAAAAUACAACAGCAGGCCCAACUUCAGGCAGAUGAAGCUGGAGAACGUGUCGGUGGCUCUGGAGUUCCUGGAACGGGAGAACAUUAAGCUGGUUUCCAUAGACUCUAAAGCCAUUGUAGAUGGGAACCUGAAACUGAUCCUGGGUCUUGUCUGGACUCUGAUCCUGCACUACUCCAUCUCCAUGCCGAUGUGGGAGGGAGAGGAUGAGGAGGCAGAGUCAAAGACACCUAAACAGCGUCUGCUGGGCUGGAUUCAACACAAAGUUCCUGACCUGCCGAUCACCAACUUCAGCCAGGACUGGAGAAACGGGAGGGCGCUGGGAGCUCUGGUGGACAGCUGCGCUCCAGGCUUGUGUCCAGACUGGGAGACCUGGGAUCCAGUUAAACCGGUGGAGAACGCUACUGAAGCUAUGCAGCUGGCUGACGACUGGCUCGGCAUCCCGCAGGUGAUCGCUCCGGAGGAGAUCAUCGACCCCAGUGUGGACGAGCAGUCGGUCAUGACCUACCUGUCUCAGUUCCCYAAAGCCAAACUAAAGCCCGGAGCUCCCCUCAAACCCAAACUCAACCCCAAGAAGGCUCGAGCUUACGGACCCGGUAUUGAGCCGACAGGAAACCGGGUUCUGCGCCCGGCCGUGUUCACCGUGGACACGUUCAGCGCCGGUCAGGGACAGGUCACCGUCUACCUGGACCAUCCAGACGGCACCCGAGAGGAGCUGAAGGCGGAGCUUAACGAGGGAAAGAAGACGUACACCGUCACCUACGUCCCUCAAGUCACCGGGACUCACAGGGUGACGGUGUUGUUCGCAGGCCAGGAGAUUCCCAAAAGCCCGUUUGAGGUGAAUGUGGACAAAGCGCUGGGCGACGCCUCCAAAGUUACGGUGAAGGGCCCGGGAAUUGAACCUGUGGGCAAUGUCGCCAACAAGCCCACCUACUUUGACAUCUACACUGCAGGAGCGGGAACGGGAGACGUGACGGCCAUGAUCCGAGACCCGCAGGGCCACCAGAACAGCGUGGAGGUGAUGAUGGAGGAUAAAGGCGACAGCGUGUACCGCUGCACCUACCGGCCCACGCAGGCCGGACCACAUGCCAUUACCAUCACCUUCGGCGGGGUGGGAAUCCCCCGGAGUCCCUUCAAUGUGGACAUCGGACCCGCCUGCGCGCCAGGCGCCUGCAGGGCGACGGGUCGGGGUCUGCAGCCSACGGGGAUGAGGGUGAAACAGGUCGGGGACUUUAAGGUGGACACGAGAAAUGCUGGGACUGGAGACCUGAAGGUGCUCGUCAAAGGACCCAAAGGGGUCGAGGAGCCGGUGAAGCGCCUCUCCAGUCAGGACGGCGUGUUUGCCUACGAGUAUUACCCCAGCAGUCCUGGAAAAUACACGGUCUCCAUCACCUGGGGCGGUCAGCACAUCCCAAAGAGUCCGUUCGAAGUGGCAGUCGGUCCAGAGGCGGGGCCUCAACAGAUCAGGGCCUGGGGUCCYGGUUUGGAGGGAGGCGUUGUGGGUAAACCUGCCACCUUUGUGGUCGAGUCCAUUGGCAGCGAUGUUGGCGUUUUGGGUUUUGCCAUCGAGGGCCCGUCUCAGGCUAAGAUCGAGUGCGAGGACCAAAACGACGGGUCGUGCGACGUUCGUUACUGGCCGACGGAAGCCGGGGAAUACGCCGUCCAUGUGACAUGUGACGAGGAGGACAUCGAGCACAGCCCGUUCAUGGCCCUCAUCGUCCCCGAUGACACCACCAACCACCCAGAGAAGGUCCAGGCGUACGGUCCGGGCCUGGAGACGAGCGGCUGCCUGAUCAAMCAGCUGGCUGAGUUCACCGUGAAGGCUGAAGGCGCCGGGAAAGGACCUCUGAAAGUCUCUGCGCAGGAUGCGGAGGGGCUCCCCGUGGAGGUGAAGGUCAGGAGUAAAGCCGACGGGCUCUACCAGUGCUCCUACACGCCCACCUCGCCGCUCAAACACACCGUCUCCGUCACCUGGGGGGGAGUCAGCGUCCCCAACAGUCCCUUCAGGGUGAACGUGGGUAAAGGAAGUCACCCCAACAUGGUGAAGGUGUUCGGCCCCGGGGUGGAGAAAAGCGGGCUGAAGGCCAACGAGCCCACACACUUCACUGUGGACUGUUCAGGAGCCGGAGAUGGUGACAUCAGCGUGGGGAUUAAGUGGGAUUCCACCACUGACAGCGACCAGGAGGCCGACGUGGACUUCGACAUCAUCCCCAAUGCCAACGACACGUUCACCGUCAAAUACGUCCCUCCGGCUGCGGGAAAACUCACUGUUAAAGUCCUGUUCACCGACAAGGAAGUUCGACAAAGUCCCUUUAUUGUCAAAGUAGACCCGUCCCACGAUGCGUCGAAGGUUAAAGCAGAAGGUCCGGGAAUCGCUCGCACUGGUGUGGAGAGCGGUAAGCCGACCCAUUUCACAGUGGUGACCAAAGGAGCCGGGAAAGCACCGCUGGAUGUUUCCUUCUCCUCUCCCGUCAAAGACUUCGACAUCAUCGACAACUACGACUACUCUCAGACCGUCAAGUACAUGCCAGCCCAGCAGGGGGAGAUGAAAAUCGCAGUGACAUUUGGAGGAGAUCCGAUUUCCCGGAGUCCCUUCACRGUUGGCGUCGCUGCGCCGAUGGACCUCAACAAAGUCACCGUGGACAACCUGGAUGGACGGGUGGAGGUGAACGAGGAGCAGGAGUUUGAAGUGAGCACUAAAGGUGCAGGAGGYCAGGGUCACCUGGAGGUGGAAGUGCUGAGUCCCAGCCAGCGAGCGGUGCCGUGUAAAGUGGAGCCUCUGCCCAGGAAAGCAGACGUCAGUUUGGUCCGUUACACCCCGACGGAGGAAGGGGUGCACGCUGUCAACGUGUCUUAUGAYGGACACCCCGUACCUGGGAGCCCCUUCCCUGUGGAGGCCCACCUGCCUCCGGACCCCAGCAAGGUGAAGGCGUUCGGCCCCGGGCUGAAGGGAGGUUUGGUCGGAAACCCGGCYGAGUUCACCAUCGACACCAAAGGUGCUGGCACCGGCGGUCUGGGGCUGACUGUGGAGGGGCCGACCGAAGCCAAGAUCGAGUGUUCGGACAACGGCGACGGGACCUGCUCCGUGUCCUACCUGCCYACCGAGCCGGGAGACUACCUGGUGAACAUCCUGUUCGAAAAUGUACACAUCCCCGGCUCGCCAUUCAGAGCCGACUUCCAGAGGCCCUUUGACCCUUCGAAGGUGGUGGCCUCGGGGUCCGGCCUGAAGCGGGCCAAGGUUGGGGAGAUUAGCGUUUUGAACGUGGACUGCUCUCAAGCCGGCCCGGGUCAACUCAGCCUGGAKGCGGUGCCAGACUCCUCUCCGACCAGCCCUACUGGUUCUGGCCUGGGUUCAGGUAUGAAAGCGAAGACAGAGGUCGUGGACAACAAAGACGGGACCUACACCGUGACCUAUGUCCCCCUGACCUCCGGCAUGUACACUCUGAUGCUGAAGUACGGAGGCAAAGCCGUCCCUGGUUUCCCCACCAAGGUGAUGGUGGACCCUGCUGUUGACACCUCCAAAGUCAAAGUCUUCGGACCCGGCGUGGACGGAGAAGCCGUUUUCAGAGAAGCCACCACAGACUUCACCGUAGAUGCCCGACCUCUAACCCGAAGAGGAGGGGACCAUGUAAAGGCGAAGAUCCGGAGCCCAACCAGAGCUCUGACGGACUGCGAGGUCAUCGACAACGCCGACGGGACCUACAGCGUCGAGUACACUCCCUUCGAGAACGGCGUCCACAGCGUUGAAGUUCUUUACGACGACACUCCKGUUCCUAAGAGUCCGUUCAGGGUUUCUGUGUGUGAGGGAUGUGAUCCCAGCAGGGUGGUGGCUACUGGCCCCGGACUCCAACAAGCCCUGACAGACCAACCCAACAACUUCAACAUCGUCACGAGAGGGGCAGGAAUCGGGGGCCUCGGCAUCACCGUGGAGGGUCCGUCGGAAUCUAAAAUGUCAUGCAAGGAUAACAAAGAUGGCAGCUGCAGCGUGGAGUACGUUCCCUACACGCCGGGCCUCUAUGACGUCAACAUCACCUUUGGAGGAGAGCACAUCCCAGGAAGUCCCUUUAAAGUGCCCGUGAAGGGCUUGGUGGACUCCAGUAAGGUCAAAGURUCAGGCCCCGGUGUGGGGUCAGGGGUCAGAGCAAAUAUCCCACAAUCCUUCACUGUGGACUGCAGGAAGGCGGGCGAGGCGCCCCUGGUAGUGGCCGUCACGGCCCCUAAAGGCGUCGCAGUGCCGGUGGAGCUGACGGACGACGGGGACGGRACUCACACAGCAUCCUACACCCCGACCGUCGAGGGCCUGCACACCGUGUCCGUCAAAUACGCAGAUGAGGACGUCCCCCGCAGUCCCUUCAAGUUCCGAGUUCUGCCGACUCAUGAUGCCAGCAAAGUGCGAGCCAGCGGCCCCGGGCUGACCAACGGUGUCCCGGCCAGCUUCCCUGUCGAGUUCAACAUCGACGCCAGCGACGCCGGUCAGGGCCAGCUGAGCGUGCAGAUCACAGAUCCGGACGGAAAACUGAAGCAGCCCAGUAUCCAUGACAAUGGUGACGGUACCUACACCGUGUCCUACAUCCCCGACCGCACAGGCCGCUAYACCAUCGUCAUAAAAUACGGUGGCGACGACAUCCCUGCGUCGCCCUACAGAGUCCGUGCCACGGCGACCGGAGACGCUAGCAAGUGCACGGUCACCGGUCCGGGCRUUGGGCCCACCGUGGCCAUCGGCGAGGAGCUGGGUCUGAUGGUGAGCACCAAGGGCGCCGGGAAGGGGAAGGUGAGCUGCGUGGUGGUGCAGCCCGACGGCAGCGAGGUGGAGGCCGAGGUGCUGGAGAACGAGGACGGCACCUUCGACAUCUUCUACACCGCGCCCGAGCCCGGGAGCUACGUCAUCUACGUCCGCUUCGGAGGAGAAAACAUCCCGCGCAGCCCCUUCAAAGUCCUGGCUACAGAUGAAGUACCCAUCAUGCAACAGCAGAUGUCUUCACARAAACAGGCCACUCCUCCUGGAGUUGGCUUCCAGCCUUGGGUGACGUCAGACAACUACAAAUCUGUCAGCAGCAGUGUGAACGGCAGCGGCUUCAGACCGUUUGAUAUGGUGAUACCRUUCUCCUUCAGGAAGGGAGAAAUCACUGGUGAGGUGUUGAUGCCUUCAGGUAAAUCUGCUCAGCCUCUGAUCACGGACAACCUGGACGGGACGGUGACGGUGCAGUACUCGCCCACCGAGGCCGGCCUGCACGAGAUGCACAUCAAAUACAACGGCACGCACAUCCCAGAGUCCCCCCUUCAGUUCUACGUGAAUCACGCCAGCAGUCCAAACGUGACUGCGUACGGUCCUGGACUGAGCUACGGGGUCGCCAACAAGCCGGCCACGUUCACCGUCUUCACAGAUGAGGCUUCUGAGGGAGGUCUGGACUUGGCCAUCGAGGGUCCAUCCAAAGCAGAGAUCAGCUGCGUGGACAACAAAGACGGGACGUGCAGCGUCAGCUACCUACCCACUCUGCCGGGAGAUUACAACAUCCUGGUCAAAUACAACUACGAGCACAUCGCCGGCAGCCCCUUCAACGCCAGAAUAAUCGACGACAACCAGCGGCGCUCUCAGGUCAAACUGGGCUCGGCGGCAGAUUUCUCUCUGGACAUCAACGAGAGCGACCUGAGCGUGUUGACCGCCAGCAUCAAGGCGCCGUCCGGGCGCGACGAGCCCUGCCUGCUGAAGAGGAUGGCCAACAACCACAUCGGUAUCUCUUUCAUCCCCCGGGAGGUGGGCGAGCACGUGGUCAGCAUCCUGAAAAAUGGCCGCCACGUCCCCAACAGUCCCAUCACCAUCAUGGUGGUCCAGUCCGAGAUCGGCGACGCGGGACGGGUUAAAGCUCACGGCGACGGCCUUGUCCACGGCACCACCUUCAACGACGCCAGCUUCGUGGUCGACACCCAGGAGGCCGGUUAUGGUGGUCUGGCUCUGUCGGUGGAAGGUCCCAGUAAGGUGGACAUCCAGACCAGGGACUUGGAGGACGGGACCUGCGAAGUGACUUACUGUCCUACUGAACCUGGGAACUACAUUGUCUCCAUUCGCUUUGCUGAGGAACACAUCCCAGGAAGUCCAUUCACGGUGCGGGUGACCGGUGAGGGUCGCAUACGAGAAAGCAUCACCCGUCGACAGAAGGCGGCGUCGAUCGCCAGCGUGGGGAGUGUGUGUGACCUCAACCUGAAGAUACCAGCGAUGGACAUGCAGGACAUCACCGCWGAAGUCACUUCGCCGUCCGGAUCCAGGAAGCCCGCUGAGCUGGUCGCCACGGGCCACGACACGUACUAUGUGCGUUUCGUGCCGACGGAGAUGGGCGUGCACAGCGUGAGCGUCAGGUACAGGGGCGUGCACGUGCCUGGCAGCCCCUUCCAGUUCACCGUGGGGCCGCUGGGAGAGGGAGGCGCCGACAAAGUGAGAGCAGGAGGUCCGGGGCUGGAGGGAGCUCUGACGGGAGAGCCAGCUGAGUUCAGCAUCUGGACGAGGGAGGCRGGAGCUGGUGGUCUGUCCGUGGCGGUGGAGGGACCCAGCAGGGCGGAGAUCUCUUUCGAUGAUCGCAAAGACGGUUCCUGCGGCAUCUCUUACGUGGCUCAGGAGCCCGGUGAUUAUGAGAUUUCRGUGAAGUUUAACGAGCAGCACAUACCCGAGAGCCCCUACCUGGUUCCAGUUGUUGCUCCGAUGAACGACGCCCGGCGCCUCACUGUUGCCGGCCUUCAGGAGUCUGGUCUCAAGGUGAAUCACCCAGCUUCCUUUGCGGUGCGUCUGAACGGAGCGCAGGGCAGGAUGGAGGCCAAGGUCCACAGUCCGUCUGGAGCUCUGGAGGAGUGCGUUGUCACCGAGCUGGAGAGAGACAAAUACGCUGUCCGCUUCAUCCCCAGGGAGAACGGCCUCCAUACCAUCGAUGUGAAAUUCAAUGGUUCGCAUAUCCCGGGAAGUCCUUUCCAGGUCCGAGUUGGAGAACCGGGACAGACUGGAGAGCCCGGUCUGGUUUCGGCAUACGGAGCAGGACUGGAGAGGGGCACCACAGGCGUCCAGUCAGAGUUUGUCAUCAACAACACUAAAGCCGGACCCGGAUCUCUGGCCGUGACCGUCGAGGGUCCGUCUAAAGUUAAGCUGGACUGCCAGGAGGUUCCAGAAGGUUACAAAGUGCUCUACACUCCCAUGGCACCUGGGAACUACCUGGUCAGCAUCAAAUACGGAGGACCCAACCACAUCUCUGGGAGUCCCUUCAAGGCCAGAGUCACGGGUCCUCGGCUGGUCAACGUAGCAAACGUGAGCGAGACGUCGAUGCUGACCCUGGAGGCGCCUGUGAGGGGGACCAGCAGCUUCGGUGCCGUGCCCGGACUGGGUGACUCUGACGCCAGCAAGGUUCUGACCCGAGGACCCGGCCUCAGCAAGGCCUUCGUGGGCCAAAGGAGCAGCUUCACCGUCGACUGUAGCAAAGCUGGUAAGAACAUGCUGCUGGUGGGCGUGUACGGCCCUCAGGUCCCCUGCGAGGAGGUUCUGGUCAAACACCUGGGCCACCUGCAGUACAACGUCAGUUACCUGCUGAAGGAGCGGGGCACCUACAUCCUGGUGGUCAAGUGGGGCGACGAUCACGUCCCGGGGUCUCCGUUUAACGUCACCGUCCCGUGAUCCGACAAAGGACCUAAAAAAUCUAAAUCUGCACCGAGUUUUAUUUCCUGAGYUGAAGAGGAAACAUCAGCUGCUUUAUGAAUUACUGUCUGAGUUUCUGGCUUUUAAAACGUGUCAAAUAAUAAAAACUAAAAAUAAAGAAAAAAAACAGGAAACAGACAUCUGAUUGGACAGAUGUUUGAAUGCAGUGAAUUCAAGAAACAAAAUGGUGGAUUUAAUCAAAUUGAUGUAUUAAUUACUGCUGCCUUGAAACUAUCAGCUGAAUCUGUUGCAUUUAGUAUAUUUUGUACCAACAGUUGAUGAAAAUCUCACGUGUUUCUGGUCGGCCAUAAGAAACCAGCUAAUAGAAUUGAAUCUGAGCUUAAAUGARUCAGCCUCUCAGUUAAAAAAGAAAAACUGGACUUUUUUUGUGCGGAUUGUUUUUGUCGUCGUUCAGCUUUGUCUCCCAGAAUUCCUGUCGAUUCAUGUUGAAUGUUUUCUGUUUACGCUGCCUUCAAACUGCUGUUUCCUGCACAACACACUACUUAACGUGGAGUUCAGGGGUUGGUAUUUGUCCUCAGUCCCUUCCUGAACCUCCACACCAACAGACCUGACUUAGAUGAUCAGACUCCUGAUGUGGUGCAUCUGAUCUGAGUUUGGUUCUGUCCUAACCUUCCUGUUGUCGCCUCAUCACUGCUACUUUUGAUACUUUUUUUAAAAAAUGUGUUUUUGUGCUGGAGGUGGGAGAAGCAUCUCAUUUUGUAUUAGGGAAUAGGUGUCUUGAUAUGAAACUAAAUCCUGAUGUACUGUACAUUUGAUCACUAAAAUAAACUGGAAUGUAGAAUAUUAAA